AUGACCCCUCAGCAUAAAGAGAAUAGGGUCCAGUGGUGCCGUAGAUUCAUAAGCAAGGGUGAAGAGUUUUGGAAUACUGUGGUCUUUAGCGAUGAGAAAAAGUUCAAUGGUGAUGGUCCUGAUGGUUUUGCCUCGUACUGGCAUGAUCUCCGCACCAAAGAGCGAAUUUUUUCUAAGCGACAGAAUGGGGGAUUUUCGGUUAUGGUGUGGGGUGCCAUUAGUUUAUAUGGUGUUUCUCCUAUUGUUUUUAUGGAUGGAAGACAGGAUUCUACUAAGUAUGUUGAUGUUUUGCGCCACGGUUUACUGCCAUUUAGCUCAGAGGUAUUUGGGGAAGGGCAGGGUUGGGUGUUCCAGCAGGACAAUGCCCCGAUUCAUACUUCAAAUUUUACAAGAACUUGGCUCUCUGGCCAUUCUAUAAGGACUCUACCGUGGCCUCCUAAGUCCCCAGACAUGAAUAUUAUCGAGAAUGUCUGGGGAGUCAUGGCUAGAAUGGUGUACGCAAGAGGCAGACAUUAUCAGAAUGUUAGAGAGUUGAAGGAUGCCAUUGAAGAGGCUUGGUCUACAGUGGGGUCGGACCUUCUUUUAAAGCUGUACAAGAGCCUACCCCGUCGUAUGCAUGCUGUCAUGGAUGCGCGGGGUGGUGCAACAAAUAUCCGCUACCUAUUCUCCUCUCGCCGCUCCUAUGCUCUCUCGAGACGAUCCUUCUCCAACGUUCGCCUCUCUCUCCCCCUGAUAUCCUCUGCCGCUGCGCGUGACGAAAUUCCGGCAGUGCUACUUACAUCCUUGUUCACUCCCAUUUCCCAUAACACCCGGACCCCAAACAUCCAACAAAAGUCCCGGUUUCAAGUUAUUCACUUUCCCCCUCAACCAGUAUCAAGCGGGCCCGAGCUCACGACGCAGGCGCUGAACCAUUUAGAGCCUCAUGCCGUCACACCAGCACACCGACCCGACUUUGAUCUGUCCAAGAUCCGGGGUUUCGUUGUCAAGUGUAAAGAUUACAUCCCUAAGGUGAUGUAG
Chondrus crispus (carragheen) is the source of this 1017-nucleotide messenger RNA. RefSeq lists its product as hypothetical. Gene Ontology annotation, molecular function: nucleic acid binding. The record is from RefSeq and is a predicted model, not a curated record. The coding region runs from base 1 to 1017 and encodes 338 amino acids. The transcript is spliced from 3 exons. NCBI's taxonomy places the organism in Eukaryota, Rhodophyta, Florideophyceae, Gigartinales, Gigartinaceae.